UUGGGGAAGUGGAUGUGAGAGGCAGAGAAGUCAUUUACAACCAAGUAUGCAAGUUUUGCUAGGGAUUUUGAGUCGUCUAUCUUGGAUUGGGAUAUAUCUGGGUGUGGGUUGUUGCCGGCUGUUCCUCAUCUCUUAUAGGGCAACUGGAUAAUAUGAUGACACACAACAUGAUUCUUGCGGGAUCAGUGGGACUUAAAUUACAGAUAGGCCAACUGUCACCGUAGAGCCCACCACUCCACAUGGCUGCGCAAAGCCAUCCCCUUCCCUCCCCCCUUUGCUUUUCCCCUAUUUAAAAUCCCUACUUAUUCCCUUUAGAUUUUAUCAAGAGAGCUUCAGAUUUGGAGACUUUUAAAACCCUUCACUGAUCAGUCUUGCUUAACACACAGAAAAACUCAAGUUCUAGAUUGAGCUGCAGGCAUGGAAGUUGCCAUGGAGAAACUAGAGGAUGACUUGUUCUUUGCAGACUUAACUAAGCAAAUCUCCCUUCUAAUUAUGGAUGAUGAGGAGGACCCUAUGGCAACUUACCCUUCAGUUUCUCUUCAGGCUUUCUCUUGUGCAAUCCAUCCACCUGCACAUCCUGUCUUUCGGUAUGAGCAAUCCUGCAGAAGAGAAACCAAAGGAACUGGAGUUUUCAUCCCCCAAUCAACACAUUCAAGAAGAAAGCACAGACAGGGAAGGUUUGCUUCAUACAACCCAAAAUCCCACAGAUCGUCACAAGCUGAUCACAACAAAAGGAUGGUUUCCCAAGUAUCUUUGGACUGCGCUUUUAGACGGAAAAAUGGAUGAGAUUUAGAACCAAAAUUAUCAAGAAUUAUUGUACAAGGCAAUAAAUUUCUGCUGAUGAGUCCCUUUGCCAAACAUGGCAAGCUUUAAGGCAAGGCAAGGAAAGGCUAUUUACUUUUGUUCCCUAAUUACUCUGUCAAGGGGAAGCUUACCAAAGCGUAUAGGUUUGUACCCCCUUUGAAUUGUACAUGUGUGGGGGAUUUUUAAGUUGGAUAUAGGAUGAGCUUUUCUCUAAUUCAUUAAAUCGUUUUAUUUUGAUUUCAAUUUGAUUAUUUGUCCAAAAUGUUGUAUGGCAUUAGCUUAAUUUGAAUUAAGUCAAGAUAUGUGAGUUACGUUAGUUGAUCA
Molecule: messenger RNA, 1128 nt
Organism: Pyrus x bretschneideri (Chinese white pear)
Lineage: Eukaryota; Viridiplantae; Streptophyta; Magnoliopsida; Rosales; Rosaceae
Exons: 2
Coding region: 418-786 (122 amino acids)
Source: RefSeq, a predicted model, not a curated record